AUGCCAAAACGCAAGGACUCCAAAUUCAAAGCUUCUAUUACCCAGAAAGUUUCGUCUGCGCCUUCCUCUCCAGUAGCUUCUCUCGAUUCCGAAAAUGAGCCACUUGUCAUUCGUCGCCUUAAACGCCGAAAAUUCCUCGAAGACACUAGCGGUCCUCACGUCGAUAGAACGCUACGUACUCAAAUAAAUAAUCAGACUAGCAAGUGCCCGGAGGCGUCUUCCACGGGAAACAAAUCAAGAACAGCUGCAAACGCGAACAUGGAAGUUGCCACAGUUCAUGAUCAUAUCCUUCGUAAUUUCAAAUUGAGAAGAAUUGCUAACAGAUUUGACAAUGAGCACAUGGGAGAUUAUCUCGACAUAAUGUCCAACUUUGCUUUGAACAAAAAACCUGAAAAGAGGUGA
Molecule: messenger RNA, 402 nt
Organism: Paraglomus brasilianum
Lineage: Eukaryota; Fungi; Glomeromycota; Glomeromycetes; Paraglomerales; Paraglomeraceae
Source: the annotation of a GenBank genome assembly